AUGACCUUGGCCCUUUCACCCACAGACCCCACAGCACGCCGCACUGCCAAAGCAGGCCCUGCAGCCAGCAGGAACCGCUACGCCAGCCAGUGGACCCUGAACCGGCCCCAACCUCCCACCUCCUCCCACACCCUGAGCACAGACUGGAGACUGCCCACACCGAAUGCCGCCGGCUCUGUAGACAAGGAGAGCGACAGCUACAGUGUCAGCCCAUCGCAGGACACAGGUACUGGACUGACCCUAUGUCUCACAUACAACAUUAGUCUGCAGCAAAGGGGAGACCACUACUACUGUACGUGGAAGGGUCAGAGUGCUCACGGUAUGUUUUAAGAUAUUUCCUAUAUAUCUUAGGAAAUUUCAGCUAUGUGCAUAUACUAUAAUGGAUGUUGUGUGUGUGUGUGUGUGUGUGUGUGUGUGUGUGUGUGUGUGUGUGUGUGUGUGUGUGUGUGUGUGUGUGUGUGUGUGUGUGUGUGUGUGUGUGUGUGUGUGUGUGUGUGUGUGUGUGUGUGUGUGUGUGUGUGUGUGACUACUCAGACCGCGCGCGGAGCAGCAUGGUGUCGACAGAGAGCGCGUCGUCCACGUACGAGGAGCUGGCCCGGGCCUACGAGCACGCCAAGAUGGAGGAGCAUCUGCGGCACGCUAAGUUCACCAUCACAGAGUGCUUCAUCUCUGACACCUCCUCGGAGCAAAUGACGGCCGGCACCAACGACUACACAGACAGCCUGACGUCCAGCACGCCGUCCGAGUCAGGCAUCUGCAGGUUCACCGCCUCCCCGCCCAAGCCUCAGGACGUCAGCCGGGUCAUGAACAUGGCCGCACCCAAGGCCCACAGACCGGGUGAGGAGAAGGCAGCACUCAUAUACAGAACACACACAGACAUACAAACACAUACACACACACACACACACACACACAGUACAGUUCAAACCUUACUGAAACUACAUUAUGAUGUAUUAUUUUCCGCAUUACUCUAGAUCAGUGAUUUCCAACUCCGGUCCUCCAGUACCCCCAACAGUACAUAUUUUUGUUGUGGCCCUGGAGAAGCACACCUGAUUCUACUAAUCAUCAAGCCCUUGACAAGUUGAAUCAGGUGUUUCUGUCUGGGGCAACAACACAAAUGUGUGCUGUUGGGGGUACUCGAGGACCGGAGCUGGAAAACACUGCUAUAGAUAGCAGUUCAGUUCUGGUCCAAUUAGGCCUUGGGCCACAACAUUACUACUGUAACUUCCAUAGAUCUCUGGGCUUGUUCAAAGUUAAGUUUUAUAGCUUUCAUUUAACACAGCAUAUUACAAAACGCCUAUUGCAAAAUAAUGAUCAUGAUCAUGAGAUACACUUCCUCAGAUAACCCCUCUGGCAUGCUGUUAAUGCUUGAUGAAGUACAAACACUAUUAAAACCCAGUAAUACCCCUCUCACAGUGCUGUAUUCAUCUUCAGCGCUCUGCAGAAAUGUCUGCACAUGGAGGAGCUGUCCGUCUGUCAGGCUAUUCGUCUUUCUGAAACUAUCCUCUCCCAGGUUGGCCUCAUAUGACCUGCUGCUCCUCACCUCCCGUUCCUAUUGGUACCACUGUUUGGCACAGCUUGUGGACAGACCAAACAGACUGGGUUGAAAUACAUAGACAUGAGGAAAUACACAUUCUUCAAAUACUUUUUGUAAAACAUACACACACACAGAGACAGAUUGUAUAUCGUGCGUUUAGCGAGUCCUGGCCUGCCGUGUUGUCAGUCUGGGCUAGGGGUAUGAAGACUAGCUAGUUGUUGAUGGUGUCUGGAGGCAGGAGCUGGGCUGGGGUGAGUGAGUGAGACGAGGUAGACAGGUUUUGGCUAUCUGAGCUGGGUCUUGAGUUUCCGUCCCUCAUUAUGUUUUCAUGGUGCGUACACGAGCCAGCUGCCCACAGUCAUCAGCCAGCGGGAGGCUUAAACCAUCAGCUGAGGGCAAGUAGAGGCAAUCUGUCAAUCCAAUCUAAAGCUAUUGUCUGUCAAUACAAAACAGCACUUUACUACCACAAUAAAGACGUUCAGUGUGAUAUCGGUCUUUCAGACGCAGAGCCUGUUGUAGCGUCGUGCUAACCCUGGUGUUACUUUCAUCCAGCGGGAGCUGGGCGACACCAGCGACACAUAGACAAGCUUUAGAGGUUUCUACAGUAAGUCCCUGUUGAAGACCGUUGUUACCAGUCUGUAAUACCAUUAGCCAGCUCUGUUGUGGCACACACUGUGGAAUUCACACAUGUUAGUUUGAACACAGUUCCUUUUUAGGGUGUUUUUGCCCAGUGAGUGUCAGUAUGAUCAGAAUCCUCAAGAAAAAAGGCAAUCUUCAAUAUAAAGCAUACAUGUUGAUGAUGACAUACAAUAGUGUCUGUCUGUCUGUCUGUGGCCCACUGCCCCCCCCCCCCCUUCUGUAAUAAUGUACCUUUGCCCUGAGUUGACACUGCGACCUCAUCUGUCAGUCACACAGGGACACACAGGAGGGCACAGCCCUCUCUCCUGUUACUCUGACAUUUGUCAAUCACAAUCACACACAGCUGAUACUGAUACAGUAGGUCAACCUGGGGUCAUGACUUUGACAUUACGUGUAUCCACUACGUGUGGGAUUUGGCAAGGUCAUUUCUUUGUGUGUGUGUGUGUGUGUGUGUGUGACCAUAGAGUCAUUGGGGCAAACUGGAUGGAAACAUUGGGCAACGAUCUGUGUGACCUCUCAUAAACAGUCUGUCCUGUACAAUUACUGUAGGGAGCCAAUCAAAGAGGAUGAUCUUGAGGUUCUCAGCUCAUAAACAUUUACUGCAACACUGUUUCUUGUGCUGAGUAGUCAACAUGUGAUGGGCCUUUAAACAAUCCAAGGUGUCUCUGUGUGUUUGGGUGUGUGUGGGUGUGUGCAUGCGUGCACACGCGAUGUGUCUGUCUGUUUACCAAUGUGUGGGUAGUUGUGGAAGCUCAUUGGAAGGCCAGAUUACAGAAAAUGAGAACAGCUCCUUCCCCAGCAGCACAGAUCGACUUGGGCACACAAAAUGUUAAAACACUCAUAUACAUCAAACCCCCCAGCUUAGAGACUUAUUGCAUGGCUGGGAAUCAUUAUUGUGUAGCGGAUACAAGUUGUGCCAUUACCUACGCCCUGCAACUUUCAGCUAAAUAAAUUCCCAAUGAGCUCCCAAAGAAAAGCUUAAAUCUAUAUUUAAUUCAAUUAAAGCUGGUUGCCAUUUAUCAUCUUUACUGGUUUUAAUAAAGCCUAUUAUAUACACAGUAAAUUAUGCAUGCUCCCUGCGAACUCUGGGAUUCAGUCACUAAGGUCACAUGUAGGAUACAAUCUACAUAGAUGGGCCAGUCCUCCUCUGUGUGGUGGUGGUGGUGGCGGUGAUGGUCGUGGGGGAUAGUGAUUUGGCAUAGAAAAGGCCAGUCACUGAAGCCUGCUGAUCUCUGUGGCCUCUGAAAGAUUAGUAUUGAAGACAUCCAUUAGAGCAGUAAUGGAACAGUACAUGUCUCCCCACCACUCCUAAUCAAGUCUAAAAUCUUUAGUACGACUCAUACAUCUCUGGCUACGUCUUUGUGAUGAUCUAAUUUCCUAAAUUAAAUAUGUAAUUUAUUCAGUGGACGAGAUACAUUUACAGCAGAAGUGAUGGUAUCAUCAUCCACUCAACCAUGUCCAGUGAUUCACUGUCUGCAUGGGGGAAUACUGUGUAGAGAAGCCCAAGUCUUUUAAAGUGCUGCAGUGUCAUUGACUAAACGUACACUUGGGUUACGUCACAGGCUUGGUUUAUUCUGGCUCCUGGACAGCAAAGAUUCUGUCUCCGAAUGAGAUUUGAACCACCUUUUUGCUUCAGUUAACCCCCGGUACAGAUGAGGAGGGUUUGAGAGUAGGCAGUGCAGGUCUGUUCGACGUGAUAGUCCUGAAGAAAUUGAAAAGUGAUUUGAAUAUGAAUCUGACAGGUUAAUGCAGCAAUAUCGUAGGAUAAGUAAUCUCGUCGCCAAGCCAUAAAAAAAUAUACCGUCCUGAAAUCCUUAUAGAAUCUGUAUCCUCCCGACUCAAUAUGAUAGAUUAGAUUACAUUAUCCAAACUGAAAUCAUAUUUCCUCAACUAAUUUGAUUUCCUAUCAUAUACCAUAUAUCCUGGCAGAAAGUACAUACCUUAUGAAAAGACCCCUAUGGAAUAGAAAGUAUCAGAGUAAUGCUGACAUUGAGAAUUGUCCUCCCAGUGUAGUGAGUGUACCCCUCUAACCUUUCUGACUGGGUACCCCUCUAACCCCCCUCUCUGGUCUCAUCCCUCAGGAGGAGAGCUGGUGCACCUGCCCCCGUACCUACGCAUGGACUUCCUGUUAAACCGUGGCUCUGCGUCGGGAGGCCGGGGGUCCAAUGGUGGUAACGGAGGAAGAGAAGGAGGAGGAGGGGAGGCAGGGGCGUUGGGCCAGGCGUGUCUGGAGCCCCAGAAGAGCCGCACCCUGAAACGGCCCCCGCUCCUGGAGCCCACACCCAUGGAGGUGCCCACGUCCAGGGAGGUGCAGCAGUGGCAGCCAGAGACUGCCUCCACACUGCCCCAGCGUGAGCCCACUGGCCGUGAGGCCACAGGAGACCUGGCCCAGGCGCAGGCCGCCAAGCUCAGCAGCUCACAGGAGUCCCUGCUAGACUCCAGAGGACACCUAAAACAGAGCAACAACCCCUACGCAAAGUCCUACACACUGGUAUAA
Messenger RNA from Coregonus sp. 'balchen', 4673 nucleotides. The record is from the annotation of a GenBank genome assembly. NCBI's taxonomy places the organism in Eukaryota, Metazoa, Chordata, Actinopteri, Salmoniformes, Salmonidae.